Messenger RNA from Salarias fasciatus (jewelled blenny), 6035 nucleotides. RefSeq names its product ArfGAP with RhoGAP domain, ankyrin repeat and PH domain 3 (gene arap3). The record is from RefSeq and is a predicted model, not a curated record. Gene Ontology annotation, molecular function: protein binding; phosphatidylinositol-3,4,5-trisphosphate binding; GTPase activator activity. Gene Ontology annotation, cellular component: cytoplasm. Gene Ontology annotation, biological process: positive regulation of GTPase activity; signal transduction. Lineage: Eukaryota; Metazoa; Chordata; Actinopteri; Blenniiformes; Blenniidae. Bases 203 to 5314 code for a protein of 1703 amino acids. The transcript is spliced from 35 exons.
GCGCCGAGGACCUCACACCGGGGCAGACCAGGACCAGGAGUUCUACCUGGAGUAGGACCAGGACCAGAACCGGAACCAGGACCGGGAUCAGGACCAGGACCAGCAGACAGUUGAGAUCAGAGAUGGACGUCUGUCCUCCGUCCCCGCUCUAGGUCAGUGAUGGCCGACGUGUCCACAGGCAGUGAAUCCCGAACCGGACUCCAUGUUGGUUGUCAUGGCCUCGCUGGAUGGAAGCACGCCGGUUGAGACGUUUCUGGCAGCAAUCCAUCUGGAGAGGUACUGUGACACGUUCCGUCGAGCCAGUCUGGUUUUGGCUCGAGACUUCACUCACUUGGAUCAUGACGCCUUGGUCAGUUUGGGAAUAACCGCCACCGGACAUCGAAAGAGGAUCCUACGACUGGUCAGCCAUCUCCAGAGGACAGACGGUCAGCGGGCCAAUCAGAAAGGAGAUCGCCCCCGCGGCCGCUGUCAGUCGGUCUGUUCCUCGGAUCAAGGGCGCGUCCAAACGGGACCGGUGGACUUUGAGGCGUUCAGGAACAGUUCGGUGCCAAACCUCGCCACCAUGCUGACGAACUCCGACGCCAGUCGGCCGCCGGUGAAACCCGUCCCCAAACCCAGAACUGUCUUCAACCGCCGCCGGACCGCGCCGGUCCACUUCUGCCCCACGCCGGAGCCGGCCCCGCUCCCGCUCCGGAGACUGUCCCAGGAAUCCAUCUGUUUCACCGUGCUGGAGGACCUGACCUCCGGGAAGAUGUCUGCGUCCGGGUCUGACGAGUUAUCUGGCUCUAGACCACCAGGUCAGGCCGGAAGGACGAGGACCGUGUGCAGCUCGUCUCUGGAUGACGCCGGAGAGUCGUUACCGCCCGUUCCCCCGCGCCUGAGGAGCAGGGCGAUGGCGGCGCCACAGGGAUCCCCGCCCUCUUCUCCACCUGUACGCACCGAGCAGAGCCCGGCUGUUUCCCCCCUGGCCUCCCAUCCUGCUUCCUCUGGCAACUCCCCCGGGCCGGGGGCAAUGGAGAUGGUCUCCAACGACAUCUACUGGGGUACCUUACCCACCGCCGCUGGCCCCAGUGCUCAUAGGAACUACUGCAGUCAGAAAUCAGCACCUCCGACUCCUCCGAGGCAGACCCCGGACCGGAACCCUGAAAGAAACAGUGGCAGCACUUUAAGUAACACCUCUUCAGGAUCAGCCAGAGAGUCGACGGAGGAUCCAGAGGAGGAGAUCAGUCCAUACUGUGAAACGGUUUUUCAGAACCGACGACAGCUGGAUGUCAACGAGACGGAGAGAUUCAGAUCAGAUGGGCAGGACCUGAGGGGGUGCGAGGACAAACACGCUGAGGAUCAUGGGUCUCAGAAGCAGUCCUGGACAAAGCGUCUGUCCCAUGCUCUGCUCUCCGGAGAUUCUCUGGGUUACAGCACGCUGGGGGAGGCUCCGCCCCCUCUCCGCAGUCACCUUCUGCCGCAUCACGUCUCCUCCUCCGAGGCCGAGGAGGACCUGACCAUUUCCCCGUACGCCAGCUACACCUCCCUGACAGAGAGAGCCCCCCCGAUCAUCAGCGGCUGGCUGGACAAGCUGUCUCCGCAGGGGAACUAUGUUUUCCAAAAGCGUUUUGUGAAGUUUGAUGGGAAGAACCUGAUGUAUUUCGGCAGUGAGAAGGAUGUCUACCCUAAAGGAGUCGUCCCAUUGGCUGCGAUCCAGAUGGCUCGUCCAGCUAAGGACAACAAGUUCGAACUGGUGACUUGUCAGCGGAUCUUUGUGUUCAGAACGGAUAAUGAAGUGCUGCGGCGGCGCUGGGUGUCCAUACUGCAGGAGCACGUCAGGGAGCAGCUGGUGUUCGGACGCCGGCGUUUCGGACCGGGAUCGCACUGCCAGAAGCACGGAUCCCUGGAAAUGAAAGGAGUCAAAUCCAAAGUGUACGCGGCGAUCAACACCGACCAGAUCUGGCUGCACAAGAACGAACAGUGUUUCCGCAAUGGAAUCGGAAUCACGGUGAUUGAAGCGCGAGGAGCAACGAUUCGAGACGGAAAGCACCGCAGCUUUGACCUCAUCACGCCGUACAAGAGCUUCAGCUUCACGGCAGAAUCGGACCGUGAGAAGCGGGACUGGAUGGAAGCGCUGCAGGAGGCCAUCGCGGAGACGCUGUCGGAUUACGAGGUGGCGGAGAAAAUCUGGUCGAACCGAUCAAACCGGACGUGUGCCGACUGCAAGGCCCCGAACCCAGACUGGGCCUCCAUCAACCUGUGUGUGGUCCUCUGCAAGAACUGUGCAGGGCAGCACAGAGGUUUGGGCUCCAUGGUUUCCAAAGUUCAGAGUUUGAAACUUGACACGAGUGUCUGGAGUAACGAGAUCGUCCAGCUCUUCAUCAUGGUGGGAAACGAUCGGGCCAAUGACUUCUGGGCCGCUCGCGUGUCUCCGGCAGACGAGCUGGACUGCGACGCCUCGCCCGAGCAGCGGAGAGACUUCAUCACCCAGAAGUACAAGGAGGGUCGAUUCCGCCUCCCUCACCCGAUGUUCGGCAGCCAGGAGGAGCUGCUCAAGGUCUUGUGUUCGGCGGUCUCCGAGCAAACCCUUCUGAAAACCGUGACUCAGAUUUUCUCGGAAGCCGAGUCCGCGCGGCUCGCCGACGAAUCAAACGGCUCCCAGCAGCAGCAGGGCCACCAGCUGGAUUUCCACGACAUGUCAGAUCCCAGUGUUUACGAUGAGAUCAUGCAGCCGGUUCUUCACUCUGGCUUUCUCUACAAAUCCAGCUCGGUCAGCAGAGGGACGCUGUCCAGAAGAACCCGGGAAGACUUCCAGAAGUUCUGGUGUACAGUGGAUCAGUCCCUCCUCCUCUACGAGUCCGAUCGGUCGUCUGACCCCUACCUGCAGAUCAGUGUUAAAGAUAUUGUGUGUUUGGGUGUCAACAGACCCGACUCCUCUCCCUCCAACCACGGAUUCAUUGACAGGUUUCGUUACACUUUCGAGUUGUACUUGAGGUCAGAUAAAGUGUAUCAGUUUGGUUUGGAAACAGCCGACGACCUGCACAGCUGGAGCAGAGCCAUCGGGAAGGCCGCCACCCCGCUCAGCUGCCACUGCCUGCUGACGCGUCAGUUCGAGCGCGUGGGCCUCCUGCGGUACCGGGCCAUGCUGGACCCUCAGCAGUGGAAAGAGGCGCACUUCGUCCUGCAGAAAUCCAACCUCUUCAUCUGCCCGCACAACGAGGGAGCGGCCGAGGACAUCAUCAACCUCAACCGCCUGCAGGAGCUCAGUGUCGUCUCGGAAACCGAGAACCAGGAUAAGAAGGACGUCCUGGUUCUGGUGGAGAAAGGAAGGACUCUGCACCUGCAGGGUGUCUGUCGGACGGACUUCUCUCUGUGGCUCGCAGACAUCCAGCGGGCGGCCGGCGGGAAAGGCAACACGCUGAGAGAGCAGCAGCUGAGCAGGAACGACAUCCCCAUCAUCGUGGACAGCUGCAUCGCCUUCAUCACCCAGUAUGGUCUGGGUCAUGAGGGCAUCUACAGGAAGAACGGAGCCAAGUCCAGGAUCAAACUGCUCAUGGAGGAGUUUCGAAAAGACGCCCGAAACGUCAAACUGCGGAUCGGUGAUCACUUCAUUGAAGAUGUGACCGACGUCCUCAAGAGGUUCUUCAGAGAGAUCGAAGACCCCAUUUUCAUGGCAGACCUCCACCCAUUGUGGCAGGAGGCAGCGAAAAUCUCCCCGAAGCACUCGAGGCUGGAGCGUUACAAAGAAAUCAUCCGCAGCCUUCCACGAGUGAACCGGACCACACUGGCUGCUCUCAUCAGCCACCUGUACAGGGUCCAGAAGUGUGCCGACCUGAACCAGAUGUGCACCAAGAACCUUUCGCUGCUCUUCGCUCCCAGCUUGUUUCAGACCGACGGGAAGGGAGAGCACGAGGUGAAGAUCGUGGAGGAUCUGAUCGAUAACUACCUGCAGGUGUUUGACAUCGACGAGGAGCAUCAGACUCAGAUCGAGCUGGAGAUCAGCCUCAUCACCUCCUGGAAGGACACUCAGCUUUCUCAGGCCGGAGAUCUGAUCAUUGAAGUCUAUCUGGAGAUGAAGAUUCCCGACUGCUGCAUCACUCUCAAAGUGUCUCCCACCAUGUGCGCCGAGGAGCUGACCAAUCAGGUUCUGUACAUGAGGAACGUUCCUGCGUCAGACAGAGAGGUGUGGAUGACGUUUGAGGCCAUUGAGGAGGGUCAGCUGGAGCGUCCGUUACAUCCCAAAGAGAAAGUCCUGGAGCAGGCACUGCAGUGGUGCAAGAUGGCCGACCCCAGUUCCGCCUACCUGGUGGUGAAGAGAGUUCCUAAAGGGGAGGGUCUCACCAUCCUCACCUCCUACAGGAGUGAGAUCAUGAAGGUGGGCUUGCUGCGAUGCCGUGAGGAGCCUCCCAAGCUCCUGCAGGGGACCAGAUUCCAGGAGAGAACGUUCCAGAUCCGGGAUCACAAGCUGCUGCUGCUCAAAGAUAAGAAGAGCAUCCGCCCAGAGAAGGAAUGGUCCCUGAAGUCCAUGAAGAUCUACAUCGGUAUCCGAAGGAAGCUGAAAGCUCCGAGCAGGUGGGGCUUCACCGUCAUGUCAGAGAAACACCAGCUAUUCCUGUGCUGCAGCUGUGAGUCUGAACUGUGGGACUGGAUCACCAGCUUCCUCAAGGCUCAGAACGACGACCCCGCCCCCCCGCUGCUCAGACGGCACUCUUCGUCCGACAUCUCCAAGCAGAAGUUCGGGACCAUGCCGCUGGUCCCCAUCAGAGGAGACGAGAGCAACAGCAGCAUGCUGUCAGCCAAUCAGACGCUGAGGAAACUCCACGACCGGAGGACGCUCUCCAUGUACUUUCCCAUGAAGGUCCAGCAGGACUCGUGCGAGGAGCGCUCGGAGUCUCCGGACCUCCCCGAGCCGCUCUACGAGGAGGUGGGAGACUUCGGCCUGCAGGUUCUCAAAUCCCUGGAGACCAGCUUCCUGUCCAGCAGCGCCGCGGAGACCCAGGAGGUCCAGGAGCACAUCCGGAUCCCCCUGGAACCCGGAGCUCAGGAGCACAUCGCCACCGCAGAGGACGUCUCCGUGGAAACAGUGAAGCAGGCCAGCAGCGGAGCAGCGGCAGGAGGAGGAGGAGGAGGAGGAGGGGGAGAUCCAUGCAGCUCUGCAGACUCGAAGGUUGUGAGGAGGAGGAGACAACAGAUGCAGGGAGUCUGCACGCCGUCGCAAGAGCUCCUUCUGCAGGAGCUGUCAUCAGCCUUCACCAAAAAGGACGAGGAGGAAGAAGAGGAGGAGGAGGAGGGUGAAGAGGAGCAGCAGGAGGAGGAGGAGGAGGAGACUUGAACCCUGUAGAUUCUACGGCCGUGAGGAGAAGGCAGCAGCCGCAGGGCGUCGGCGCAGCGGGGCAGGAGCUGGAGGAGGAGAGGAUAUGUGACUGAGGAGAGGGUUUCACUCACCUUCAGCAUUCUGCUGUUUUUUCGUGUGACCUGUUCGUCCAUCCUGUGUGCAGCAUCGCCUCCACAGACGGCUGGUAGGAGGGAUGGAGCAGGUGAACGAGUGGACGGAGACCGGGCGUCCAUCUCAUCAGAAACACUGGCUUUCAGAGACGUGCUGUCACGUGAUUGGCUGAGAGCGAUGAAUCAGUAUAAAAUCCUGUUUAUGUAUAGAAAUGUCUCAGAUCUGCUGAUAAACUUCACUGUAUUUGUGUGAGACUGCAGAAAGGCGUCAGCCACGCUCCAAUAAAAACAACACAAAGAACAUGAAGUCAUUCUCAUCCUGAAAUCAAUCCAACAUUAUUAUAAAACUAGUCUAAAGAUCAGUUUAACGCAGAUCCAGAACCAGUCCAAACAUCAGUCCAAACAUCAGUCCUACAUCAGUGCAAAAAUCACCCUGAAUCAGCCCCAACGCUGGGUGGGCAGGAGUCACAUCUGUGUUUCACAUGUCGGGCUUGAGGAUCGGUUUUGUACUGCAGGAUCCUGUUUCUGUGUUUGAAACAUUUUUUGAUGGUGUGCAGUAACCUCAUACUCUCCUCCAUGUACUAAACAAGCUCAUUAAAAAGCUAUUU